AUGAAAGCGCUGCUUAUCGUCUCCGUGAUCUAUGUGCUUCUUCUGACCGCUGAUCGAAAUUCUGCAAACCAGCAAGCAUGCGAAAUAUCGAAUCCGGAAGAACACUUGCAUCGGCUAGUUAUCUUCUGGAAAGAACUUCGUUUCAAAGCGACUCUAGGUCAAAAGUACCAAAGAAGAGUGAAUUUGGGCCCAGGUGGAGAAUGUAUGCUCUUUGAACGCGACCGUAGACACCCUACAUUCACUUCUGUAUACGAGUUGGUAAAACUCAUGACGAACACGACAGUUUUGGACCAGAUGAUAUAUCCAAACGCAACACGUUAUGGCUGCUGGGUUAAGGGCUUCAAAAAAGGAUCUAAAUGUUACGUGAAAGGUGUCUGCCUAUUUGAUGAAAAGGCUCCAAGUGAUUUCAAAGUAGAAGAUAUUAAAAAAGAACCAAAAUGUCAGAAUAACGAAGGUUGUACUUAUAAGAAACCAGCGACAUGUCGACAUUUCUUGUGUUACGUCGAGUAG
Molecule: messenger RNA, 510 nt
Organism: Necator americanus (New World hookworm)
Lineage: Eukaryota; Metazoa; Nematoda; Chromadorea; Rhabditida; Ancylostomatidae
Exons: 6
Coding region: 1-510 (169 amino acids)
Source: RefSeq, a predicted model, not a curated record